This is a messenger RNA of Pimephales promelas (fathead minnow), 411 nucleotides long. The record is from RefSeq and is a predicted model, not a curated record. Lineage: Eukaryota; Metazoa; Chordata; Actinopteri; Cypriniformes; Leuciscidae.
AUGAAGACACACAGCGACAAGACUUUCCACUGCAGCGAGUGCGACAAGUAUUUCACCACCAAAGGGAAUCUUGAUGCUCAUAAGCGAAUCCACACGGGUGAAAGGCCGUACAAGUGCCCUCACUGCGAUAGAGGAUUCACGAAUGGAUCCCAUCUGAAGAAGCAUGUGCGCGUUCACACCAACGAGAGGCCGUAUCAGUGCAGCGAAUGUGGGAAAACCUUCUCAAACUCAAGUUCUCUAAAGUCACACCAGAAAAUACACUCUGAGGAGAAACCAUAUCAGUGUUCACACUGCGAUAAACGAUUCCGUCACAAAUCUCAUUUGAUUUGCCAUGAGAGGACUCACACCGGAGAGAAACCGUAUCACUGUAGCGUUUGUGGGAAGAGUUUCAGUAUGACAAAAGCAGGUUAA